GCGCAAUUGUUCACCGAACUUGGUCGAGAGAUAGUUGACAUAGCCGAAGAUGUCAACACGUACCUUGUCAUCCUCAACCAUUCCCUCUCGAACGUUUCUCAAUCAUCCCUUGACGCAACUACACAUAAAAAUCUCCUAAAACAGUUCACGAAUAGUGCGAAUGAUACUGCUGGGUCCAUUACUGCAAUCACUGCGUUCCUCCUGUCAGCCGGAGAUGUGAAGAAGGACUCUCGAGUUCAGUCUUUACUCGCGAGUACUCAUGAUGCCGGAUCCUUUUUGAAGGGAUCCCAAAUGAAAUUCACAUCUUUAUCCAGUUGUCGGGAUCAAGCUCGUCAAGCGCGCCAUGACCUGGCAGGUGCCUUCAAACUCACUGCAUAUGCCUCUGCUCUUGGAAGCAAGUAUGAAGAUGUCGAUGAGAUGAUACAUAAAUACUGUCGUUCCUCUCAGUCGACUUCGGUGGUACAAUCCCUCGUCAAGCUUCACAACGUACUCCCAUUCAGCUCUGGCGGCCCUCAAUUCGAGCCAUCCUUGAUCAAAAAUGAGCAAGACGCCGAUCAAAUUGCUUCAGCUAACACUUCUGAUGGAGUCAAUCACUUGGCUCUCGCUAUGACUCCGGAGGGUAACCGUUGGUUAUCCGAUUGCUCGCCAAACGCAACUGCCGAGUUUAUGAUCCAAAAGCAAGGGCAAUUAGCUACCCUCUUUUGGACUAGCCUAUUGGAACAGGCCAGAAAAGUUCAAAGCCAAGACAAUGAGCCAGCUUUCAGGAAUCUUGAGGCUGCGCUUCGACGUUCGGUAACGCGUCUCACAAACCCGUCAUUAAGAGUGGCCGUAGUUGGGGUGGUCAAGGCUGGCAAAAGUACAUUCAUCAAUUCAAUCAUCGGUCAGGCGAUUCUACCUGCUGCUACUCAAGCCGCUACCGCAUGGCCUUGUCGUAUUCGUCAUGAGCGAGGUAGAAUGACGCCGGUCUUGACCUGCAACCCGGAACCAUUCAACAAAGCACUUUCCGCGAUUCGUGAAGCCGGUAUAAGCCCAUCCAAGCUGGCUAAGUGUACAGAUACCCAAGGUCCGCCAAAAGAAAACGGCCCUGCCGCCAAACUGGAGGAGUGGAAAGAGAUAUGGUUAAAUCUACCUCGAUAUGUCCAGGAAAACACGAAGCUAUAUGAAGGCGGAUGGGUCCUAAAGUCAACCGCUUCGGGUGUGGACGAAAUCGGGAGUUUACUAGCGGAUAUCAAUGACAUCUAUCGGCUUUGCGUGAGAUUUGGCAUACUCUUCAACGAGAUGCAAGCUAGCAAUUCCUGGCCUGUAAUACACGUUCACUUCAAGUCAUUACCGGAUGAGGAGAACGUUCAAUUUGAAGUAGGUCUACAGAACAUGAAGUAA
Messenger RNA from Acaulospora colombiana, 1380 nucleotides. The record is from the annotation of a GenBank genome assembly. NCBI's taxonomy places the organism in Eukaryota, Fungi, Glomeromycota, Glomeromycetes, Diversisporales, Acaulosporaceae.